Molecule: messenger RNA, 1946 nt
Organism: Colossoma macropomum (tambaqui)
Lineage: Eukaryota; Metazoa; Chordata; Actinopteri; Characiformes; Serrasalmidae
Gene: kmt5ab
Product: lysine methyltransferase 5Ab
Exons: 9
Coding region: 367-1326 (319 amino acids)
Molecular function (GO): histone H4K20 methyltransferase activity; protein binding
Source: RefSeq, a predicted model, not a curated record
AUUUCUUAUCCAGAUCAGUCUUUAGCCUUUUGGGAAGACUAUCAUGGAGGAAGCAGAACAUACAGAAUUCAGCAGCUAAGUGAUACAUUUUUAACACGUUUUGUUAACACCACUACCAUCCGGACAAAGCGAAAUAUAUGGAGUUUUCGCGGAGUCGUUCUGUUGAUGAAGUUUCACUCUUAAAACUUUGCGUGGGAGAGAAGAAAGGGUUUUAAGAUAGGCUAAUAAUGGCGGAUAUGAAUCAGCUUGCAGGAUCUGACCUUAAAUAUGUAACUGGACAAAAACUACCGACACGGGCUUUCCCCAGGACAUUUUGCCGGAAAACAAUAGUCUCCUGAUUCAUAAACUGUUGGCUGAACGUCUGAAAUGGCAAAAGGCAAGAAGAAAACGCUGACCAUCGAGCCACGCAAAAACAAAGUUGAAAGAGAAGCCAAAGAAAACAAACAUGAGACGAAAAUGACAUGUCAAGAACAAUCAACCCCACACAGUUUUGCAAGUCCUCUUUCUCCCCAUCGUAAGAGUCCUCUUUUGCCUAUUAAUGAAGAAAAUUCGUCCACAUGGAACGUCAGUGACACAAGCAAGCACGGGGACGGGAGACUCACAGUAGAGUUGCAUUCUAAGCAAGAGAAUAAUGGUGCACGGAUCUCCUCUUUACCUAAAGAGAAGACUGUUACACUCCGUGAAGAAGAAGGAACCUCUGGUGUGUUACUAUCAAACAAAUGUGAACUUGGGACCCCUGUUAAAGUCAAAGUGAACAUGCCAACCCAGAAAAAAGCAGAAAGUAAAAAUCCCCAGCACAGCCGGAAGGUCACAGAUUAUUAUCCCAUUAGACGGAGUUCCAGAAAAAGUAAAGCUGAAUUGAAGUCUGAAGAGCAGCGACACAUUGAUGACCUAAUCACAAACAACGUGGAAGAUGGACUCAAGGUAAAAAAUAUUGAAGGAAAAGGAAGAGGGGUUUUUGCAGACAGAGAAUUCCGUAAAGGCCAGUUUAUUGUUGAGUAUCAUGGAGAUUUACUUCAAAUUGCUGAUGCCAAGAAAAGAGAGGCACAGUAUGCUCAAGACCCUACAAAAGGCUGCUACAUGUACUACUUUCAUCACCUCAACAAAAACUACUGUGUGGAUGCUACUAAAGAAACUGAUCGACUGGGCCGACUGAUCAACCACAGCAAAAAUGGGAACUGCCAGACCAGACUACAUGACUUGAAUGGCAUACCUCAUCUUAUUUUGGUAGCAUCGAGAGACAUUAAAGCAGAAGAAGAGCUUCUUUAUGACUAUGGAGACCGUAGUAAAGAAGCCAUUGCUGCUCACCCUUGGCUCAAGCACUGACACCUCUGUUCCAUCACAUCAUCCUGCUUCAAGUGGGAUAAAUCUGAAGGAGAAACUAGGUUUAGUCAUGUAAGUUUAGUGUUUGCUUGCACUGUCUUUCAUUAUAAAAUUCUGUCAAAGCCAUUCUUAAUCUUGGAUGCUUCCACUGUUUUGUUCUAUUGACUGUCCUUAUUCCCUUGAGUGCCAGGUGGACCAGUUACUGGUUUAAGAACUACAGGUACAGAUAGGUUUAUAAACAAAAUGUGCAAGUACAAGGCAUAGAAUGAAAGAAUAUACCAUAAUAGCUAAAUCUCAAGAGUGACUUGUUUUGGGGGAAAUGCUGCAAUGAAUGGAGAUUGUGUGAAUGUUUAAGAUUUUAUAUUUGGCCAGUGUAAAAGGGUUAAAUGGCACAGAUUUGUGCAGAUGGUGUUAAUGGAGAGGGACCAGUGAAAUUGGCAGUAUUUAGUGAGAUUUCUUAAUUUUGUUUAAAAUAGAAUCUGUAAAGUAUUAUAGGGUGAAAUAUGAUGAACACUCAUUGAAGAGCACUGUUUUCAUAAAUUCUGGCUUUUAUUCAGUAUAAUGCUAUGUGAUGUAAAAAUGUCUCUACUGCAUUUUAUAUAAAUAUGAAUUUGUGAAAAUCA